GCUGUGCCCUGAGGGGCCCGAUGACUGCAGGAAGCAGUGUGAUCCCGACUACUACUUGGACAGAAACGGCCGCUGCACAGCCUGUGUCAGCUGUUCUGGAGACGACCUCGUGGAGAAGAAGCCAUGCUCAUGGAACUCUACCCGCGUCUGCGAGUGCCGGACUGGCAUGUUCUGUGGCACAUCAGUCAUCAACUCCUGUGCCCGCUGCCUCCCUCACUCCGUCUGCCCGACAGGGUUGGUUGUCAAGUUCCAGGGCACAGCGCAGAGGAACACUGUCUGUGAGCCGCCUUCCCCAGGGACCACCCCCAACUGCGGCGCCAGCCCACAGGACUGCAAGACCCCUGCCAGCAGCACCAUCCCCCAGGCCAAGCCCACCCUGACCUCUCCAGCAAGCUCUGAUGCCAGGACCACACUUCUUGGAGGGGGCACCCCCCUCGCCCCAGAAGAUGCUUCUAAAAUCACUGCCCACUCUAGCUCCUCCGUGGGGAAGCUCAAUCCAGAUCCAGGGCUGACCCUGCCACAGCUAUGCCCUCAGGGGUCUGCCGACUGCAGGAAGCAGUGUGACCCUGACUACUACCUGGACAGGGACGGUCGCUGCACGGCCUGUGUGAGCUGUUCAGGAGACCACCUCGUGGAGAAGACACCUUGCAUGUGGAACUCCUCCCGUGUCUGCGAGUGUCGACCUGGCAUGUUCUGUGCCACGUCAGCCACCAACUCCUGUGCCCGCUGCGUCACCCGCCCCAUCUGCCCACCAGGGAUGGUCACCAAGCUCCAGGGUACGGCUGAGAGGGACACCACCUAUGAGCCACCUCCCCCGGGGACCCACUCUAACUGCAGCACCAAUGCAGAGGACAGCGGGGUGCCCGCCAGCCCCACCCCCUCCCUGAUCUCCCUGGCCGACUCCCUGACUGGUAAGGAGCAUGGAGGGGACGUCACCCACGUGCGGGGACGCGCCUCUAUCUCAACCAGCACUCCCAUCUCCUUCUCCUCCACAGGGAAGCCCACUCUGGUUUCAGGACCUGUGCUCUUCUGGGUGAUCUUGACACUGGUGGUGGUCGUCAGCUUUGGCUCCUUUCUCCUGUGCCACCGGAGGGGCUGCAGGAAGUGGAUGGGGCAGAAGCUCCACCUGUGCUACCCAGUCCAGACCUUCCAGCCCAAGCUGGAGCCUGUGGAUUCCAGGCCCGGGAGGAACCCGACACUGAUCAGGAGGGUGUCAGUGGCGGAGCCGGGCACUGAGGAGCAGGGGUUAAUGAGCCCCCCAGCUGUGGAGACCUGCCCCAACCUGGAGAGCCUGCAGCUGCUGGAGGCCAGCCCAGCCAGCAGCCCCUCCACCCCCAUGGACCUUCCCGAGCCCCGAGGGACCACGGAGCACACCAACAACAGGAUUGAGAACAUCUACAUCAUGAAGGCCGACACCGUGAUUGUGGGGACCGUGAAGGCCAAGGUGCCUGAGGGCCAGGGCCCGGUGGGGCCGGCAGGGCCCGAGUUCGAGGAGGAUCUGGAGGUGGACCAUGCCCCCCACUACCCGGAGCAGGAGACGGAACCACUGACGGGCAGCUGUGGGGGCGUUAUGUUCUCGGUGGAGGAGGAAGGGAAGGAGGACCCCUUGCCCACGACCGCCUCUGGGAAAUGA
Messenger RNA from Balaenoptera musculus (blue whale), 1633 nucleotides. It is a transcript of the gene TNFRSF8, whose product is annotated as TNF receptor superfamily member 8. Lineage: Eukaryota; Metazoa; Chordata; Mammalia; Artiodactyla; Balaenopteridae. The transcript is spliced from 13 exons. The coding region runs from base 167 to 1633 and encodes 488 amino acids. Gene Ontology annotation, molecular function: transmembrane signaling receptor activity; protein binding. The record is from RefSeq and is a predicted model, not a curated record. Gene Ontology annotation, biological process: signal transduction.